AUGCUACUCCAAGGCAAGCGCGCUUUAGUCGUUGGACUUAUGAACAAGCACUCACUCGCUGUAAGCGUCGCACAAUCGCUUCUUAGCAAUGGUGCAAGCGUUGUCGUAUCAUCCAAGAUACCGUUAAGCGAAAGUCAAGCAAAGAGCUGCGGCUUUCAGAUUCCAGAUUCUUCUUGUGCAUCCUUAAAUUUCGAAUCAUGCGACGUUGAGAAUGACGAGAGCAUUGAUCAGCUUAUGCAACGCUGUGGAAAGAUAUUUAAUGGUGUAUUGGACAUUUUGAUUCAUUCCGUAGCAUUCGCUCCUCGCGAAGCCUUUAACAAGGGAUUGUUGGGUACCUCAAGGGCUACAUGGACACAGGCUCUUGAUGUCAGCUCUUAUAGUCUGGUGGCCCUUACCAGAGCGGCGAAACCACUUAUGAUCUUUGGGCGAGAAGAGAAACGGAAUUGCAGUGUGUUGGCGCUGACAUAUGCGGGCUCGACAAAGGUGGUGCCGAAUUACAACGUAAUGGGGCCAGCAAAGGCUGCAUUGGAGGCAACUGCACGACAGUUGGCAUACGAGCUUGGACCGGAUGGAAUCCGCGUCAACUGUCUUAGCCCUGGACCAAUAAAUACUGUGUCGGCACGUGGCAUUCCCGGUAUCUCUAAAAUGAGAACAUAUGCCGAGACUCAUGCACCUUUGCGUCGCAACAGCUCAAAUAGCGAUGUUGGAUCUGUUGCUGCGUUUCUAUCGAGUGACCUUGCUGCGGCCGUAUCGGGACAAACAAUCUUCGUUGACGGUGGAUUAAGUGCAAUGGCUCCUUACGUUAGAGAAGAAUAA
Molecule: messenger RNA, 816 nt
Organism: Plasmopara halstedii
Lineage: Eukaryota; Oomycota; Peronosporomycetes; Peronosporales; Peronosporaceae
Product: short-chain dehydrogenase reductase sdr
Exons: 4
Coding region: 1-816 (271 amino acids)
Biological process (GO): fatty acid biosynthetic process
Molecular function (GO): enoyl-[acyl-carrier-protein] reductase (NADH) activity
Source: RefSeq, a predicted model, not a curated record